AAUUCAGGACUAAUUACUGGUUAAACAAUAUCUGAAUAUGCAUAACUUGGUAAUUACUUGGUGUGAUCUGGGUUAUUUUUUCAAUUUUUGUGGAUUAUAGAUUUGAAGCUAAAAGAUUCCUACUGCAGUAGCCUACCGGUACUGGUUAUAGAAAAAUGAGUGGAGUCAAAUCAGGGUCUCGGUUUAAUGAGGGUGAUUGGACCUGUCCUGAAUGCAGUAAUAUCAAUUUUGCACGCCGGUCACAGUGCAAUCGCUGUAGUGCUGAAAGAAAAUAUGAAGUGAAAAAAAUUAAAAAAGGUGGAAUUGAAAUAGGCAAACAAGCUGCGGAAAAAAGUCAUGGCUUGUUCAGUGCUGAAGAUUGGAUGUGCAAAACUUGUGGAAACGUUAAUUGGGCUCGCCGAAGUGAUUGCAAUAUGUGUAACACUCCAAAAGUCAAUGUACAAGAAGAAAGAACAGGAUUCGGUGGAGGAUUUAAUGAAAGAGCAGGUGUUGAAUACAAGGAAAAAGAGGAUUCUGAUGGUGAAUAUGAUGAAUUCGGAAGAAAAAAGAAGAAAUUCAGGGGUACUACAAGAAGUGUUAGUAGUGUAGUGCCGAAGACUGAUUUAGAAGAAGAUGAAGAGGAGGAGAGUGGAAGUGAUGAGGAUGUUUCUAAAUAUGAUUUAGAUGCGGAUGAUGAUGAUGAGGACGAAGACGAUGGUAGUGCAGCAAAAUAUGAUUUGGAAGCAUCUGACGAAGAACAGGAUGCAAAAGAAUCAGAUAGAACCAGUCCAGACAAGCGCAGAAGCAGAUCCAAAUCACGAAGUCGAUCGAAAGAUAGAGAUUCUCAUCAUAGUUCACAUUCCAACUCACGAUCACGUAGAAGACACAGCUCUUCAUCUUCCAAUAGUGUUAAUAGCGAUGAUAGCCGGGGCCACAGAAGACACAAUCAUCGCAAUCGUCACAACAAAAAAUCAAGAUCCCGUAGUCGAAGUCCUCAUCACCGCAAAAGGCAACAUUCUUCUGGCGAUCGUCAUAAUCAUCAUCGAUGAUAUGCUAUAGUUGCAAGACUACAAAACCACUCUGUGGUGGUGAAGAUGAAAUGUCAACCAAGAAAAGAUUUCUUGAUCUCUACGUUUUAUUGUGUUGAAAAUAACAACAAUAAAAACAACAAUUUUUAGAUUA
Messenger RNA from Styela clava, 1161 nucleotides. The record is from RefSeq and is a predicted model, not a curated record. Lineage: Eukaryota; Metazoa; Chordata; Ascidiacea; Stolidobranchia; Styelidae.